Messenger RNA from Rosa chinensis, 903 nucleotides. RefSeq lists its product as uncharacterized. Lineage: Eukaryota; Viridiplantae; Streptophyta; Magnoliopsida; Rosales; Rosaceae. The record is from RefSeq and is a predicted model, not a curated record. The transcript has a single exon. The coding region runs from base 102 to 659 and encodes 185 amino acids.
CUCUCUCUCAUCCAAGCUUACUCCUCUCUCUUCAACCUUCCACUUAAUCUCUUGAGUCUCUCUGUUUCCGUUUUUUUCAGUUCUAAAGCAUAGUCGUCAUCAUGGCCAUGGUUGAAACACAAUCCUCAAAGCGCCAAAGAGAUGACGAACAAGAGACCCAGAUGUUAGAGGAUCCUAAGCGCCAAAAGUCUUAUAACCACAUACUCUCUCUUCUUGAUGAAGAUGAAGAGGAACCCACCCAGGAUUUGAACUCUCUCAUCACAACCUUCCAGCAAGAGCUCUCCUCCGACUCCGACCUUGUUUUGAAUCCGGACCACGUUGGUCACCAAACCAUAGCAGAUGCUUUGGAUGCUUCCGAAGGGUACAACUCCUCUUCUUCCGGCUCUUCCUCACCUUCUUCUUCUUCGGCACUGUUCUUGAAGGAGGGUGACGAGCAGGAGGACGAGAGUAGUGUCGAGAGGGUUAUGAGACGCCUUCUAGAAGCUUCCGACGACGAGCUAGGGAUUCCGAAUCGAGAUGCUGGUAAUGGGUUUGAGGAUGCGGAGGAGGCGGUGUUUAAUUUUGGGGAUAAUGGGCUUUCACUUUGUGAUGGGUUGUGGGAGCUUGAAGAUGAAGCUGCCAAUUACUAUGCCCUGGUGCAAUCUGAACUGUUCAUGUAGUUAUGGGGUGAAAUGCAACAAAAAAAAAAAAAAAAAAAACAUCUAUAGGGGCUUUGGGGAAGAAGUGUUCUCAGAGUUUAGAGGGAGAAGUAGAAAAGUGGAAAGUCUUUUAAAUUUUCAUUUUGGUCCCUCUUCUUUUGUGAAAAUAUCAAAUGCCCCCCUGGCUUCACUCUUUAGAAGAUUAACUUGUAGAAGGAAAGACGAUUCAAGAUAUUAAUUUGUCACCAUCUGUUCUUAUUUUCAA